GCGUAGUUCAGACGCCUUGUUGUCCCCUCCAGGACCCCUCACAAUCCAACAUGGCGGCGGCCGUACGGGUGUACUGUGCCCUCCGCGUCACAGUCGGAGGUGUAGCACCACUCCGCACCAUCGUGGGAGCCGCUCAAGUGUCCCAGCUGGCGAGUCGAGCCUCAGCUGCGUCUCUCCAAAGACACUCGGCACUUCCCCCUGCGACAGCGUGGCAGCAAACCAGACAUGGCAGCUUCUUCAACAAGUUGACAGCUGAGGAGCUGUGGAGAGGUGUUCUUGCGGAGACAGGUGCCGGAGCCAGGAAGGGCCGAGGAAAAAGAACCAAACGCAAAAUGAAAAAAGACCUGAACCGAGGACAGAUGGUUGGAGAAGGUCAAGGAGGUUUUCUGUGGCCUGGUCUAAACACUCCUGUGGUGAAGGAUGGCGUUCUGCAGAGCAUGAGUCGAAGAGGCGAGGCUGAGCAGCAGGAGGUGCGGGCUGAAUUAGUGCGUCAGAGGGACGAAUGGGACAAGAAGAGGAAGAUGAAGGUGAAGAGGGAGAGAGGAUGGACGGGAAAUUCAUGGGGCGGCAUCAGCCUGGGCCCCCCUGACCCUGGACCCAAUGGAGAAACCUAUGAGGACUUUGAUUCACGUGUCAUCGAGGUGAAGAGUGUGUUCAACAUGACGGCCAAGGAGGGAAGGAAGAGGUCAAUCAGCUGUCUGGUGGCCGUGGGGAACGGAAACGGAGCCGCAGGCUUCGCGUUGGGCAAAGCAGCAGAUAGAAAUACAGCUCUGAGAAAGGCCAAGAACAGAGCCAUCCACUACUUGUAUUAUAUCGAUCGAUACAACAACCACACCAUUUAUCACAACAUUGAAUCCAAAUACAAGAAGACGACGCUUCGCAUGAAGAAACAAAACCAAGGUUAUGGUCUCCACUGCCACCGGGCUGUCAUCACUCUGUGCAAGCUGAUCGGGAUCCAGGACAUGUACUGCAAAGUGGAGGGAUCCAUCAAUUACCUUAAUAUCACCAGGGCCCUCUUCACUGGAUUAGCCAAUCAGGAAACACACCAAUCUCUGGCCAACAAGAAGGAGCUCCACGUCGUGGAGUUCCAGUCGCAGCGGGGCCCACUACCCGUGGUGGUGGCGAGUCCUAAAGACGGGGUACGAUCGGACCCGGAGCCCGAGGACGAAGUCCCCAACACCAGGCUGCACUGGGAUGACGUGAAAGCUACUCAGGGAACCAAGCGCUCGAUCUGGGCGGGAGUCAAACGCACCAUCUGGUAGGACAGCAGCAGCAGCGGCCGGUGAUUGGACUGAUGAAGGCUGGAGGGGCUGAUGGAAGCUCGAGAUUUGGUUUUGCUGAAAAAAAAGCUGACGUUGAAAGUGGAAUAAGAACUUUUCUUUCAAGCAGAAUAUUCUGUUUUUAAAUGUUUGAUUGUGUCGUCAAUCAAGGACUAAAGUUACACGUUUUUCAAAAUGAAGACAUCAAGUUUGACAUCAUCAUUCUCCAGAUGCACCUCACAAAGACCAAUACUCAGUCGGUUAGAUGUUCCAGAGAUCAAUACUUUACCUUCUAACUGUAAUAAAUGUGGAAUCGUUCUGAUAAACAGUAUAAAUAAAGCGUAACUCUGUCAAGAAAAAGUUUAA
Paralichthys olivaceus (Japanese flounder) is the source of this 1625-nucleotide messenger RNA. RefSeq names its product mitochondrial ribosomal protein S5 (gene mrps5). Lineage: Eukaryota; Metazoa; Chordata; Actinopteri; Pleuronectiformes; Paralichthyidae. The record is from RefSeq and is a predicted model, not a curated record. Gene Ontology annotation, molecular function: RNA binding; structural constituent of ribosome. Gene Ontology annotation, cellular component: ribosome. Gene Ontology annotation, biological process: translation.